This is a messenger RNA of Talpa occidentalis (Iberian mole), 8518 nucleotides long. RefSeq names its product BAG cochaperone 4 (gene BAG4). The transcript is spliced from 4 exons. Gene Ontology annotation, biological process: protein stabilization. Bases 264 to 1535 code for a protein of 423 amino acids. Gene Ontology annotation, molecular function: protein-folding chaperone binding; adenyl-nucleotide exchange factor activity. NCBI's taxonomy places the organism in Eukaryota, Metazoa, Chordata, Mammalia, Eulipotyphla, Talpidae. The record is from RefSeq and is a predicted model, not a curated record. Gene Ontology annotation, cellular component: membrane; cytosol; nucleus.
AUCUAGACCGGCGAGAUGGUGGGGAGAUCUGUUCACCUCUUUAAGACACAGGAGGGCACCUCUCGUCUUCCGCUUUCCUACACCCCAGAGUCGCGGACUUCCGUCUCCCCAUUCAGCGCUCGGCGGCCGUAGAGGCGGGCGCGGCUCGGGAUUGGCUGCCGUCGGCCGACCCCCUUCACUGUCGCCCAUUCGCGGUCGGCGGCAGGCGCCUGCGCAAUGGGCCGGCCCUGGGGGGCGGGAAGCGCUUAGGGGCAGAGGAGCCCAUGUCGGCCUUGAGGCGCUCGGGCUACGGCCCCAGUGACGGCCCCUCUUACGGCCGCUAUUAUGGGCCUGGUGGUGGAGAUGUGCCGGUGCACCCACCUCCGCCCUUAUAUUCUACUCGCCCAGAACCUCCCCAGCCGCCCAUUUCCUGGCGGGUGCGCGGGGGCGGCCCUGCCGAGACCGCCUGGCCGGGGGAAGGCGGAGGAGGUGAUGGUUACUACAGCUCUGGAGGCGCGUGGUCCGAACCGGCCCGAGCUGGAGGAGCCCACCAGAGUUUGAAUUCUUAUACAAAUGGAGCGUAUGGUCCACAAUACCCCACUGGCCCUGGGGCUAGUACUGCAUCAUAUUCUGGGGCUUAUUACACACCUGGAUAUACUCAGACCAAUUACUCCACAGAGGUUCCAAGCACUUACUGUUCACCCGGCAACAGCCCAACACCAGUCUCUCGUUGGAUGUAUUCUCAACAGGACUGCCAAGCAGAAGCACCCCCUCUAAGGGGGCAGGUUCCAGGAUAUCCUCCUGCUUCACAGAACCCUGGAAUGACCCUGCCUCCUUAUCCUUAUGGAGAUGGUAAUCGUAGUGUUCCACAACCAGGGCCAAGUGUACGACCACAGGAGGACUCAUGGGCUUCUCCUGGUACUUAUGGAAUGGGAACUCGUUAUCCUUGGCCUUCUGCUGCGCCAGCAGCACCACCUGGGAAUCUCUACAUAAGUGAAAAUACUUCACCAUGGCCUAGCAGUGGAUCUCCUCAACCCCCUCCUUCAACUCCACCCCAGCAGCCCAAGGAUUCCUCAUACCCCUAUAGCCAAUCAGAUCAAGUUAUGAACCGGCACAACUUUCCAUGCAGUGUCCAUCAGUAUGAGCCCUCGGGGACAGUGAACAAUGAUAAUUCAGAUCUUUUGGAUUCCCAAGUCCAAUAUAGUGCUGAGCCCCAGCUGUAUGAUAAUGCCACCAAUGAACAUCCCAGCAAUCAAGAUCAAAGUAAUAAUCUUCCUGAAGAGUGUUUAUCAUCUUCAGAUGAAGGUACGCCCCCAAGUAUUAAAAAAAUCAUACAUGUUCUGGAGAAGGUCCAAUAUCUUGAGCAAGAAGUAGAAGAGUUCAUAGGAAAAAAGACAGACAAAGCGUACUGGCUUCUGGAAGAAAUGCUAACCAAGGAACUUUUGGAACUGGAUUCAGUUGAAACUGGGGGCCAGGACUCUGUCCGGCAGGCCAGGAAAGAGGCUGUUUGUAAAAUCCAGGCCAUACUGGAAAAAUUGGAAAAAAAGGGAUUAUAAAAGGAUUUAGAAUAAAGGGGAAGCCUGUUAUUAACUUGACCAAAGAACUCUUGGUUUUGGUUAAUCACCCUCAUUUUGAAACUCCUGUUGAUAUAAGAAGCAAUACACGCCAACUUGGAUUUAAAACUUGAAAAACUGGUAAAGGACUUGAAAAACUGGUAUAGGACUUGGAAGAACACUUUAGUUAUGUUGUUUUCAGACCAAUGAAUGUAAUAGGAAGCUAUGGAGUUAUCAAUAUUGCCAAGUAGACUUACUCCUUAAGAAAUUUAUGGAUAUUUAUAAACUGCUUCUUAUCAGCAGGAGGGAAAUAUACUUUAUGUAACAGGCUUGUCAGAAUCCUAACAGAUGAGACUGGAUAAUCUGAGACAAACAGGCUCUGUUUUUUAAAACAUCUUAUUUAAAAAAAUCUUGUCACAUUUUUGUAAGUUGUGACUGCUUUCAGCAUAUACUUUAUGUGUAAAUUACAAUUUGGACGUUUGCCUUCUGGGAUCUUUGUUUUGUUUUGUUAUUUGCAGUUCACAAAUAUAGUAUUCUCUACUUCUUGGUACAUUUUGUAGUAAUAUGUUUAAUAUAAUUAUUCAAGAGACUAUAUUGACAGCCAGAUAGUUUGGCAAUUCUGAAUGAAUUUGUAUCUUUUCAUCACUUGAAUAUAUUGCAGUGUGUAGUGAGUUCCUGAAGUAAAUUGUCUCCUUUUUUGUAUAGAUCAUUAGGCUAGCGUUUUGCCCCUUUGCUUUUCAUGUUACUAGUGGAAGGUGAAUUUGGAAAUGGCAUUGGCAUAGGAAUGAAAAUGUUGCUUUUUUAUUUUAUUUGGAUAAAGAUUCACUUAUAAAAUUCCUUUUUCUUUCUUUUACAAAAUAUAACUAUCUUUUCACUACUGCUGCUUCCAUACAGAGCAUUGUGAUAAAUACAGAUAAAAAAUUAAAUGCCACAGUGAGUGGAAAUAAUAGCUAUUUAUUAUUGCAAAAGUAAUAAAUUAUGACUAUCUGCAAAUGUUAUUACCUAUCUAAAAUAUUAAUUUCACCACCAAGAUUCCUAUGAGCAAAUUUCAACUUAGUUUAUAGUCAGAAAUGAGGGUAAAAGAGGAUUCAUGCUCAGGGAAUGAAUCAGCCAUAGCUAGAGUGGGAAAUUAUUUUCUUCUUUUAAGGUAGAUUUGGUGUUUGUCUUUAUUUCCCUAGAUUAAAUUACAUGGACAAUAUUGCCUGUUUUAUUUUUAAAAGAUGAUUAUUACCAUUAAUAAUGUUUUAGAGCCAGAUUUAAGGAAGGGAUACUCUAAGGGCUUUCGCUGGGUUCACUUGGUUAGCUCUAUGCUGUCAUGUAGAAAAGGCUUAGGUAAGUAACUUAGUUUUCACAUCUGAAGUGAAUUCUAUACAAUAUCUGUUACUGGAAAGACAUCUCUUAAGAUGUCAAAGUGAUAACAUUUUUUUCUAGACUUCCAGGUCUAUUAGUGAUAAUGAAUCUAUCAGUCUUUUCCACUCCUUGUACACAAAAUAAAACAUAUAUAAUGAGAAGAAAGAAAGUAAAAAUAUUGGCUAGGUCUUAUAGUUGGGAUGAAUGAUUUUUAUGAGAUAAGGUGGUGAUAAUUUUAUUCUAGGAUUUUUAUUUUUGGCCUAAUAAAGGAAUGUUAAAAAUUUUUCUAUGAAAAUUUAAAAUUAUACUCGGAACUAAAAAUUUAGAGGAAAGAGAACCUUACAGCUAUUAUAAACCAGUAAGACAAUGAUUAAGACAGGAGGGAACAUUGCUAUUUAACUGAGUGCCCAUGAAGUCUUGAUUUAUAUGUAUAAUUAUACAUAUUAUGUACAUAUAUACAUAUGCGUGUGCUUUUUAACAUUUAUUUUUUUAAUUUUUAGAUAAUUUUAGACUUACUGAAGAUUGUAAAAAAUAGUCAUUUCUGUAGUUGCUUCACCCAACUUCUUGUUAACAUCUUACAUAACCAUAGAACAUUUGUGAAAUUAAGAAGUUAUCCUUGAUACAACACUAUUUAUCCAAAGUAGGGAGUUUAUAAAAAGUAGAGAUUUUCUUAGUCUUUUCAACAUUCCAGAAUUCAACCUUGCACUUAACUGUCAUGUUUCUGUUGUGUCCUCUAAUCUGUGAUACUGUAGCAUGACACCUGAUGUUGUAAUGUAUUUCUGGUGUUGUUACCCUUAAUUGCUACCUAGGGUGGUGUCUGCUAGGAUUUUCUACUGUACAAUUCCUAUGUUUUCCUUAAUAACUAAAUAUUUGAUGGAGAUGCUUUGAGACUAUGCAAAUGUCCUGUUUCUGUAAGCAGAAAUCAUUUUUGUAUCCAUUAGCAUAUCUUGCUGUGUCAGUUACUACUGUGAUGUUCUAAUGGUGAUUUUCUAUUUCUUUCAUUUCUUGUACAGUUAUUAAUUGGAAUUCUCUAAGAAAAGGCUAUUGCUUCUGGAUUUAUAUUUUCAAUUAUAGUAAGAUAUUUAAGAUCAGUACACUUUCAGAGCUUAAAGAAGUAAACCAUGUUAAAAUGAUUCCAAAUGCCAGUAUAAAAGGAAAACUUAAGUUGGUAAUCUGUUUCAGAAAAUAAUGGAUUUUAAGAAGAAAAAUAGUAUUUAUGAUUUGUGGAUUUGGUGAGUUUUUUUUUCUUAAAAAGCUUUAUUAUUUACUUAUGCAUACAAGAACUGGGGUACAGGCCAGAGGUGCAGGGGGUGAGAGGAUUCACAAGAGACAGAGUGGGGAACAGAACAGGCAGACUGACUGAAAUACAUUGCUGAGGGGAGCGGCAGGCAAGUCAGGCGAGGUCUGCUGUGCCAUGUGGGUUGCUCCCUGGCCUGGGGAUCUUACUCGUGCUGCAAAGGCUGUGGAUAGCUUCAUAAUGCUGUGCUUAACCCCUUGCACCACCAGGGAGGCCCUGGAUUUGGUUUUUGCUUUAACAUUGACACCAGACUGAGUAAUUACAGCGUUUUCUUGAAAUUUCAAAUAAAAACUUUUAAAAAGUAUACCUUAAUUUAUAUGACUUUGGGGGUAAUAUUUGUAAAAAUCUAGAAUAAAAUUGUCCAGACUUGGCAUGUUAUAUAUAAUUAUCUUUAUAAUUAGCCACUAUUGUUCCAAAUAUAAAUGUCACUAUAAAUAUUUAGACACAUAGCCCUAAUGAAGUAUCUGGAGGAUGGGUUAUAUUUGUGUUAAUAUUAAAUCAAAAACCUUGUGUCUACUCUUAAAUAAUUUCAAAUAUAGGGUUUUGAAAAAAGCUGUUUAGUUGGGUAAUAUAAUGCCAUUAAAGCUAGGCCAAUUAAAAAAUAGAUGAGGAAUAUAGAUAAAAAUGGCAUUAAAAUGGUAUGGGGGAGAUGGAUAUUUGAUAACUGGAGGGUUUAUGUUCUAAAAUAACAAGUUUAUUAGGAAAAAAGAUUCUUGUAGUCAUAAGAGGGCAGAAAGAGCUACCUCUGCUGCUUUGCAAAGAGAAAAGGUGAAACACCUGCAUAGUCACAGGUGGGCAGGAGAGCUACCGAAAACUGGAGUUUUUCAUCUUUUUUUAAAAAUUGUGAAUUUAGGGCCUCCCUGGUUGCGCAGUGUGUUGAACACAGGGCUGUGAAGCUGUCCACAGCCUCUGCAGCACGGGUUCGAUUCCCAGCCAGCCAGGGAGAUACCCACAUGGCGUGGCAGACCUCUCCUGUCUCCCCCACUGCUCCCCUCAGCAGUGUUUUCGGUCCCUCUGCCUGUUCUGGUCCCCGCUCUGUCUCUGGUGAGUUCUCUCACCCUCCCGCGCCUUUGUACGCCAGUUCUUGUAUAAAUAAAUAAAUCUUUAAAAUGUGAAUUUAAAGACUCAGAUCAGGGCCUCCCCGGUGGCGCAGCGGUUGAGCGCUGGGUUGCGAAGCUGCCCGCAGCCUCUGCAGCGCCGGUUCGAUCCCCGCUGCUCCCCAGCCACCGGAGGAGGGUCCCACACAGCGCGCAGGCCUCUCCUGCCGCCCGCUGCUCCCCUCAGCAGUGUACUUCGGUCCUUCUGCCUGCUCUGCAUCCCGCUCUGGUGAAUUCUCUCACCCUCCCGCGCUUCUGACUGUACCCAGUGCUUAUAUAAAUUAAUUAAUUAAUUAAUUAAUUGAAAAAUUAAAAAAAAAAAUAAAAAAAAAGAUAAAGACUCAGAUCAUCCUAUGGAAGUUUUGAGUUUAAAGAGUCAAUUCUCUGAGAAGCAUUCAUUCUUCUAUUGCCAGUUUUCCUUGUAUAAGAGCAACUUUGCAUUGAGUGGAAAAAAUUUAUCUCCACAUUUUUAACAGAAUUGCAUUGCCUCUUGACUUGUCAGUUUUAGGUUAUUUCUACUCAUAUUGUAUUAUAGAGGAUGAGGAUUUUGGUUUAUCUGCUAAUACACACAUCUCAGUUCCUUAUCCACCUAACUACUUAAUCUAGUCAGACAGCAUUUCUGUUAUACGUGAUUAUGACUGUAAAUGCUGGCCAGCUAUCAUGCAGUUAAUGGUGAUUACUUUGCCUUUCCUGAACAAAUUUUCAUGGAAUUAAUUGUUUAUGAACUCAAACCUUCCAUGAUUUGUCUAAAUUUUCUCAAGAUAUUCAGACAUAAAUUUUACCAAUUUCAAAUUCCUGAAGAAGAAGACUAUCUUAGAAUCUUCUGAUUGGAGAACUGAUAUGAUCUUGGUGCAUACUCUAUCAUUGUGGGGUCUUUAUCCUGGGGAUUCUUUUCACAUUUCUUGUUGGUUUCUUGUUUUUUGUAGCCUGUGUCUUUUUCUUUUGUUUAUUCCUUCCUUUUGGUAGUAGAACAUGUUUUCCAGUAGCUCACUAGGAAAGGGUGCAUGGGAAAUAAUUUUUUUCUACAUCUUAUGUAUUUAAAUGUGUUUUCUUGAUCAUUGACAUAAAACCUGAUUUUUCUCUUUGCAAAUUGUAGGAUAUUUUUGUCCCUUCUGCUCUAAAAUUUACUGGCUGUGACUGGUUAAACUAUUAAAAAUGUUUUUGAACAUUUUGCUGGGCACAUUUCAUUCUGGAAACUCAUACCCUUAACUCCUAUGAAAUUAUCUUGAUUCUUGUAUUCUAGUCUUGAUUCCUAUUCCAGUCUGUUAACUCUUUUUAACUCUUUCCAGAAUUCUUGUUAUUUCUAUUAUUGACCUUCUAAAUGGAAUCUUUACUUUUCCCUCAUUUUCAUAUUUUGCCUUUAGUUUGCCUGUACUUUGUGGGAGAUUGACUUUUUUUUAUUUUCCAACUCUUCUUUGAAUCUUACAUUUGUCCUAUCAUAAUUUUAAAUAUUCUUUGUUUCUUCUGGGAUUCUGCUCUUGUUUAUGGAUGUAGCACUUUAUAUCUCUGAGAAUUUUAAUGAUGAUUUCUUGUAUAAUAACAGAUUUCUCUAACAUUGCUUUUUCUUUCUUUCUUGAUCUCUUAGUCUAUUCUUGGAUAUGCUUUCUUACUGUUGUGUUAUAUACUAGAGUCUCAUUGUUUUUAGAAAAUGCUUUCUGGCUAUUUUUUUCCACAAUCUUUCUUGGAAUGGAAUAGCUAUUUUAACUCUGAAAUUUGGAAGGGUAAAUUUUCUGGAUAGCUUUCUUCCUCAUCUGAAAGCCAGGAGUGUUUUGUACUUUUUAUAAUUUAUCUCACUGUGACAGUCUCACAAAUGUACAAAAUGAAGCAGAGGAGGUGCCAGCUGCUGAAAGUAAGGAUUUAGUGGCUUCACAUUUUCUCUCAGCCAACCCUUAAAUGUCUUUUUUUUUUUUUUGAAGAUUUAUUGAUUUAUGCAUGCAAGAGCCGGGUGCAGGCCAAAGAUGCAGGGGUGGGGGAUGUGAGAGGAUUCACCAGAGACAGAGUGGGGAGUAGAAUAGGCAGAUGUACUGAAAUACACUGCUGAGGGGAGCAGAGGGCGAGACAGGAGAGGUCCGCUGUGCCAUGUGGGUCACCUCCCUGGCUGGGGAUCAAACUCAUGCUGCAGUUGCUGUGGAUUGCUUCAUAGUGCUGUGUGUCUUAACCCUUGCACAACCAGGGAGGUCCCUAAAUGUCUAUUUUGCAAUAUGUUUCAUUUUGGAGGGCUAAUACCAAGAGUAAUAUUGCCAAAUAAAGUAUAGGACUCCCAGUUAAAUUUGAUUUUCAGAUAAACAAUAGGUCAUUUUUUAUUACAAGUGCUUCAAAUAUUGCAUAGGACAUACAGGUACUAAAGAUGAUUGUUUUUCUGAAACACAAAUUUAACUGGGAGGACUAAAGUUCUUUAAGUUUUGAGGUAAUUGUAAUUCAUAUUUAAUUUUAAGAAACAGUGCAGAGUUUUUGCUUAUUGCAAUGUCACAAUGAGGAUACUGACAUUGAACCAAUUGAGAUACAGGAAAAUUCCAUUACCACAGUUAUCCCUUCUUUUGAACUUUCAUUUCCACAUUUACUUCUUUCCUACCAUACUAGCCUGCAAUCACUAAUCUGUUCUACAUUUCUGAAUUUUGUCCUUAUAAGAAUGUUAUAUAAGUAGAAUUAUACAGUAUGCAACCUUUAGAGAUUUUUUUUUUUCACACUUAGCAUAAUUCUCAAGAUUCAGCAGAGUUGUUUCCUGUAUCAAUAGAUUUGUUUUCCUUUUUGCUGAGUAGUAGUCUAUGGUAUGGAUGUACAACAAUUUAACUAUUCACCUGUUGAAAGACGUCUGGUUUCCAGUUUUUGGCUAUUAUGAUGAAUAAAGCUGCUAUGUACAUUCAUGUAUAGGUUUUUGUGUGGACAUAGUUUUCAUUUCUUUGGGAUCAAUCCCAGAAGUGCAGUUAUGGGUCAUUUAUGGUAAUUGCAUGUUUAAUUUUUUAGGAACCCCCCCAAACCUUUUUAGAGUAACUAUACCAUUUUACAUUCCUCCUAGCAAUGUGUGAGUUUCUUGGCAUCCUAUCAGUAUUUGGUAUUGUCAUUAUAUUUUAACCAUUCUGACAGCUGUGUAGUGAUAUGUGGUGGUUUAAUUUAUAUUUCCAUAGUAGUUAAUGGUGUUGAACACCUUUAAUAUGCUUAUUUGCUGUCUGUAUAUUUUCUUCUGUUAAAUGUCUGUGCAUGUUUUCUAACUGGACUUAUUUUUAAUAAACUUAUUUUAGAUU